Messenger RNA from Suillus paluster, 395 nucleotides. RefSeq lists its product as uncharacterized. The record is from RefSeq and is a predicted model, not a curated record. Lineage: Eukaryota; Fungi; Basidiomycota; Agaricomycetes; Boletales; Suillaceae. The annotation marks the transcript as partial. The transcript has 4 exons.
GCACUGGAGCUCCGCCCCCCUGACCAUCCUCGUCGACCCUCAUCUCUCAACAACCUUGUUAACAGCCUUCGAGACAGAUUCCUGCAGCGGGGCAUACUGACUGACCUCGAUGACGCAAUCGAGCUCCAUCGAGUUGAUGCUAUUGGUGCAACACAGGCAUUGCCCCAUCUCACUAGUCAAAAUGCACGCAGGGAACAGAAAAUUGAGCACUGGCGCACAGAAGGGAACUGAUACAGUGAGCACUAGUGCUACUUAAGUGAACCCACAAAUUUCACGGCGAGGCUGUACAGUACAACAGCCUUGAGAAUAGAGCACAUGUCCAUGAUGCCCUGCUACUGCCUCACUUCGAGUCAGCUCAGUGCACAUCACUGUCAGAGAACAAGCGCCCAUAUAGC